Messenger RNA from Entelurus aequoreus (snake pipefish), 2535 nucleotides. RefSeq lists its product as uncharacterized. The transcript is spliced from 2 exons. Bases 27 to 2003 code for a protein of 658 amino acids. Gene Ontology annotation, biological process: DNA integration. The record is from RefSeq and is a predicted model, not a curated record. Gene Ontology annotation, molecular function: nucleic acid binding. NCBI's taxonomy places the organism in Eukaryota, Metazoa, Chordata, Actinopteri, Syngnathiformes, Syngnathidae.
GGAAGUACGUGGAGAAACAUGCCCGUAUGAAGAUUGAGAAAUGGUUCCACCUACUGGACAGUCAAACAGUCCUCGGGGCCAUCCAACGAGAAUCAUACGGAUACCAAACCUUCUUCGCCAACAGAGUGGGCGAAAUCCAGAUGUCCGGGCCAGUGCAAGACUGGUGGUGGAUCAGAGGAGAUCUGAACAUUGCUGACUUAAUAACAAGAGGAGGCAAUCCCAAAGACUUAAAUGAGGAAUCCACAUGGCAAAACGGACCAGAGUUCCUGAAGUGGCCAGUGGAGGAGUGGCCUAUUCAGUCAGCUGGAGAAGUUGCAGCCCAGGCCAGGGAGAGUGUAAACAAGCUUCAAAGAAAGGCAUUCUCUGCUGCACUGACCAGAGCUCAAGCUAAGAUGAGUCGGCAAAAAGAAGACCCACUGGCCACUCCGGAAAAGGAAAGUCCCUGUGAAGAAUCGAAACCUAUUAUGCCAAGAAGAAAACCCACUAGCUGGGUGAAACAUCUUGUGGAUGUAAAAAGGUUCAGUAGCCUGACAAAACUGAUCAGAGUUGUUGCCUGGACACGACGAGCUGCCGAGCAGUGGCUGAAGAGGAGGUCGAACCCAGGACAACCAAAGUGGGAGGCAACACCCAAGCAGGCUGGAUUGGCUGGCACUGAACUAGAAGGUGCACGUGAAGACGUCUUCCUCGCAGCUCAAGAAGGGAGGAUCCAGAUAUUUAACGAAGAUGAGACAGCCGUGCCAGUCUUGCCAUUUGAAGCAUGGGUGUCAACAUUGCUGGCACAAGAAUCCCAUGACGCUAACCACGAGGGGGUAGCAGGAACCCUUCUACGGAUGAGGAAGACAGCGUGGAUAAUAAAGGGCCGGAGAAUUGCCAAGAAAGUAGUUGACAGCUGCAUAGUUUGCAGAAAGAACAGAGCAAAGAAGUGUCAACAAAUCAUGGCAGACUUACCUCCAGAGCGAACCACCCCAGCUGCUCCUUUUGAAUUCACAACCAUGGACCUAUUCGGCCCUUAUGAAGUGAAGGAUGAAGUCAAGAAAAGAACCAGACUGAAAGUGUGGGGAAUCGUCUUCAGUUGCAUGGCCUCCCGUGCCAUACACACUGAACUAGUGAGUGACCGGUCAUCCCAAGGCUUCCUCCUCGCCUAUCAGAGGUUCACGUCACUCAGAGGACAUCCCAGGAAGCUCUGGUCAGACCCCGGCACAAAUUUUGUGGGCGCCAAACCUGCUCUGGAACAGCUGUACACAUUCCUUGACCGACUGGACAAGUCUCAAGUCGAAGACAUGGCUGCCAACCAUGGAACAGAAUGGUCCUGGAAGAUCCACCCUGCGGAUUCUCCCCACAGAAAUGGUGCUGCAGAAGCGGCUGUCAGAGUGGUCAAACGGGCCCUGACCAAUGUCGGCGGAGAUGGUGUCUUCACCUGGGGUGAAUUUCAAACCUUCCUCUACAUGGCUGCCAACCUUGCAAAUGAGCGACCAAUCGAUGCAAGAACUCAAAGCAGGGAAGACUGUGUGGAAUACAUCACCCCGAACUCUCUGCUCCUAGGGCGUGCCAACCCUAAGGGAGAUCCUGGAGACUUCCAGUUUGAUCGCUAUCCUUAUAAAAGACUGCAAGUAAUUCAAGCUGAAGUCACCAAAUUCUGGAAGAAAUGGAGCCAACUAGCUGGACCCAACCUCUUCAUAAGAAACAAAUGGCACACCAAAGAGCGAAAUGUUUCUGUCGGAGAUGUGGUCUGGUUGGCUGACCAAAAUGCCCUGAGAGGACAGUACAAGCUGGCCAGAGUAGUCAGAGCCAAUACGGACAGCAAAGGCAUCGUAAGAGACGUGCUUGUGAGGACCUUUCCCAGCUAUCCUGUCCCCAUCAAGAAGACAAGCGACAAAGAAAAACCGACCACGAAAACCAAGAGGCUCAGACAUCAAAUCCCAGCAACAAUCCUGCAUAGGGAUGUCAGACACCUCAUCAUUCUAAUUCCCAUUGAAGAACAAAGGAAAGAAGGACCUGUGUGACCCCAUUGGGUUUUGAAAACCAUGAGGGCCAAGUGGGAGGUGUGGAGUUGAAACUCAGUGUGAAUGAAGUGUCCCUGCCCUGGAAGUAAGGAGCUGUCUCCUCCUUAAUCUUACUCCUUGGUGAAGUACCAGAAAGAACUACAUUUCCCAGAACACCAAGGUCAAGAUGGCCACCAAUUGGCUGAUUCAAGGCAGCUGUUAAAGAAUGGUGGUGCUGUCUCAUUUCAUGCAAGCAAGCAGAGCGGCAAGACGCAAAAAUCUACAAGAUCCAUCUUUAAAAGACUUCCAACACACCAAUGGUCGGUGAAUAUACCCACUUUGCAAUAUGCUGAAAUGCUUAUUUGUUAAAACUCACCUUGACAUGUUGGUUUACUUACCUGUCUUAAAUUGUUUUUAGUUUGAACCACAGCAAAUUUACUCCAACCUUGAGCAUUGAUUGCAUCUGGGUAUUUUCUUACUGUUUGAUAAUUAAAAAGCUUGAGUUAAUUGAAUUGUUAAAUAAGCUCAAUUUAAAGGGAUAAAAAGUCAAAGA